AUGACUGUGGCCAGGCUAUGUUUUGCUCUGCUGACUGUGAGCGCCGGGCUCGCCAGGACCCAGCUGGUCAUUCACCUGCUGACGCUUGCAAAGCUGGACAUGCAUGGGCUGAGCGGGGAGAGCAUCGCAACUCUGCGCUUCCUGGUGCAGGCACAGGCGCUGUUCAUGGCCUCAACCCAUGAUGAGGCAGCCAGCGCCAGAUGGGCAGCUUUUGCAGGCCUCUCUGGGGCAGCACACAGCAGGAGCAAAGACUCUUCUGACCUGUUCCGGCGGCUGAGCACCGCAACAUUAUCCGCACAGCUGCCGCAGUUGGCAGGAUCAAGGCCUUUAUCACCUGAGGAGGUGGCGGAUGCCCUUGCCAAGGAGGAGCUGAAUGGUUAUGGCAUCAUGGCACCCUCAGGGCCCGAGGGUGAGAGGAGGAUCCGAGGGACGGCCCUCUAUCCGAAGGCAUCCCUCCUCAACCACGAGUGCCUGCCGAAUGUUGCACGGGUGGACAACUUUGAUGAAGCAGAUGUGAACGCGCCGGAAAACACUGCGGUGCAUUUUAAGGCCCUGCAUAAUCUGCCGGCCGGUGAGGAGUUCACACAGAGCUACUUUCCCAUGCACACCAGCUACCAUGUCAGGCAGCAGCGAUGCCAGGACCAAUAUGGCUUUGCUUGCAACUGCCCCCGCUGCAAGGAGGAGAGCACAUGGCCGAGCGACGAUGAGGCAGACAACCUUGGGGACGAAGAGCAAAUGGAAGUGGAACGGGAAGCUGGCAGCAUGGGCGAAGAAGCAGAGCAGGACGGGGACCGGGCGGAUGCAGGGUACAUCCAGGUGUUCCUGCUGAAGUAUGUGUGCCCCCAGACAGACUGCUUUGGCACUAUGGUGCCCAUCCAGGCAGGCAGCUCGCUUCAUGUCUGCAACAUGUGCGGCUGCCAUCGCACCGAAGUCCAGUUCCUGGCGGAUCUGGAGGCUGCGCACAACGACGAGGCCAUGGCAGCAGCAUGA
This is a messenger RNA of Coccomyxa subellipsoidea C-169, 990 nucleotides long. RefSeq lists its product as hypothetical. Gene Ontology annotation, molecular function: protein binding. The transcript is spliced from 6 exons. The coding region runs from base 1 to 990 and encodes 329 amino acids. The record is from RefSeq and is a predicted model, not a curated record. NCBI's taxonomy places the organism in Eukaryota, Viridiplantae, Chlorophyta, Trebouxiophyceae, Coccomyxaceae.